AUGGCUAAACCAGAAAAGAAGACGUUUGAAGACGUUGAAUUACCUUCAAAUCCUAAUUUACCAGCAUGGAUGCUUACACCAAAAGAAGAGAAGCUUAUUUUUGAAAGAUGGAGAAAGAAGGCGUUCCUGAGAUGCGAUGAAUUAAUAAAGAAAUAUAUCGAAUGCACUAAUAGUUAUAGCGCACUCGAAGCGAUGACAAAAUGCCAGGCAGCAAACAAUAUUGCACAAGGAUGUGUAGCCAAAUACCAAAAGGUGGAGUAUCUUGAUAUUGAGAGAGAUAUUCUUAUUAAAGAAAAGGCGGAAAAGAGAAAAUUGUACAGAGAAUCCUUAAAGGCCACUCAAAAUGAAGCCUAA
Debaryomyces fabryi is the source of this 354-nucleotide messenger RNA. RefSeq lists its product as uncharacterized. The record is from RefSeq and is a predicted model, not a curated record. The transcript has a single exon. Lineage: Eukaryota; Fungi; Ascomycota; Pichiomycetes; Serinales; Debaryomycetaceae. The coding region runs from base 1 to 354 and encodes 117 amino acids.